AUGGAGGAAACACUCAACAUCACCAUUGAUCCGGCUUGUUUACAAGAGCCACCGCUGGCUAUUGACGUGAUAAAGCAGCUAGAUUUGUUUCAAAUGUGCCUGUACUCCAUGCUCACCUUAAUGUCCUGCAUCUCCCUGCUGCUCUACCUGGACCUGUGCAUGUAUAUUUAUAAAACCCAACCCUACCCAAAGAAGACGACCCUCAUCUGGAUAAGUGGUGCAGCACCAGUCAUUUCUACCAUGUCUUGUUUUGGGAUGUGGAUCCCGAGGGCAGUCAUGUUCACAGACAUGACGUCUAACUGUUAUUUUGCAGUUGUGGUGUAUAAGGUUUUGGUUCUGCUGAUCGAGGAGUUUGGGGGCACCAAUCCUUUUCUGCAGCGGUUUUCCGGUAAAACCUUUAGGGUCAGCACAGGACCUUGCUGCUGCUGCUGCCCAUGUUUACCCUGGGUGCCAUUUUCACGGCGACUGUUAUUCUGGCUGAAGUUGGGUGCUCUUCAGUAUGCAAUCUUAAAGACGGUGCUCUCUGUCCUCUCUAUAAUAUUGUGGACAAACGGCAACUUUGAUCUAAGCGAUCUAGAGAUCACUGGUACAUCCAUUUGGAUUAAUCCAUUUAUUGGCGUUCUCACUAUCAUCUCCCUCUGGCCUGUUGCCAUCAUCUUCAUGAACACUAACCGCUUCCUACGCAGCACCAAAAUUAUACCCAAGUAUGCCAUGUAUCAGCUAGUGCUUGUACUGAGCCAGCUGCAGACAUCAGUCAUUAACAUCCUGGCCUUGGAUGGAACCAUCGCCUGCUCCCCUCCCUUCUCUGGUGCAGCUCGAGGCUCCAUGCUAAGUCAGCAGAUGAUGAUCAUGGAGAUGUUCAUCAUUGGUCUGGUCAAUCGAUUUUUGUACCGUCGAACGUAUGACCCACUUCCCCCCUGUGAGGAACAUGACAAUGAGCAGAACGCUAAAAAAUGUGACCAAGGUGACAACAUACCCACAUUACUACUUUCUACCCCAGAAAGAGUCCCUGUGAGGAUUGUCCACAGUGAGGUGUGAGUUACCCUG
This is a messenger RNA of Centropristis striata (black sea bass), 1047 nucleotides long. RefSeq names its product organic solute transporter subunit alpha-like. The transcript has 9 exons. Gene Ontology annotation, molecular function: transporter activity. The record is from RefSeq and is a predicted model, not a curated record. Gene Ontology annotation, biological process: transport. Bases 1 to 1038 code for a protein of 345 amino acids. NCBI's taxonomy places the organism in Eukaryota, Metazoa, Chordata, Actinopteri, Perciformes, Serranidae.